AUUGGACCUUUUUAAGUUACAUUUAGGUGUAUUGGCGAUGCACUAAACAUCCAACUGUGAGCUGAGCAGAAGAAAGGAGCGGGACUCUGAGGAGUGGUUUGGCCAGUCAGGCGGUGGAGGGGUUAAAGAGUCCGAGACCAAAGGACGAAGAGAGAGAGACACAGACGGGAGAGAGAGAGAGAGAGAGAAAGCUGUUGAUUUACUGACCAGUCCACCUGCAUUCAUAUGAAAAGUGAAUUACUUGAAGACUGGUUUCCAAGAAGAAGAACAAGACGACAACCGCUCUUGGAAAUCUUGAUACAGCUCUGUGUUGGACCUGAUAUAUCAAUUUCUUUUUUUUUCCAACAUGACGUCAGCCACGCUUGGGGACCCACAUCUGUAAUUGCUGGAGCACACACAGCAGCCGCUGCUGCAUUUGGAGUUGAAAUUAGCCUUUAUAUCCAGACUCCAUACAAAGUGUAAUUGUCUUCAUACAUCUGUAAAUCACUUUACAUUUAUUUCACAUCCAGAAAAUACACAAACACAAGCUUUCUCUGUUUUCACUCACACACGUACGACCAAGAUGUGGACCUGCAUAAAAGACUUCUUCAACUAUGAAACCACUAAAUCAGUGGUAGUGAAGAGCUGGACCAUCGGCAUCAUCAACCGGGUCGUUCAACUCCUCAUCAUCACUUACUUCAUUGGGUGGGUAUUUGUCAAUGAAAAGGCCUACCAGGUGAGAGACACAGCUAUUGAAUCCUCAGUGAUGACGAAGGUCAAAGGUUUUGGAGUCUACAAUGACAAGGUCAUGGAUGUUGCAGACUACGUCACUCCUACACAGGGAGCUUCAGUCUUCUGCAUCAUCACCAAAAUGAUAACUACAGAGAACCAAGUCCAAGGACUCUGUCCCGAGAGUGAGAAGAAGUAUGUAUGUAAGCAGGACAGUCAGUGUUCAAAGCACACCAACAAACCAGGAAGUUAUGGUAUCCUGACAGGAAAAUGUGUUCCGUUCAACGCCACCAUCAAUAUGUGUGAGAUGAAAGGAUGGUGUCCUGCUGAGAUCGACACCAUCAAGACUACGCCAAUGAUGGAGGUGGAGAAUUUCACCAUUUUCAUAAAGAAUAGCAUUCGCUUUCCGACCUUCAACUACACUAAAGGGAACUUCCUGACUACCAUCACUAACGAUUACAUAAAAAUAUGUAACUUUGACAUGAUCAACAACACCUACUGCCCCAUCUUCAAAGUAGGAGACGUGGUCCGCUACGCACAGCAGAACUUCACCAAGCUGGCAGACAAGGGUGGAGUGAUUGGAAUAAAGAUCGGCUGGAUAUGUGAUCUGGACAAGUCAGAUGACCAAUGCAACCCCUCGUACUCAUUCACACGACUGGAUGCCAUGUCACAGAAGAAUGCUGUCUCACCAGGCUACAAUUUCAGGUUUGCCAAAUAUUAUAAGAUGGAGAAUGGGACGGACUACCGCACUCUGGUCAAAGCCUAUGCUAUCAGGUUUGAUGUUCUGGUCAAUGGAAAUGCAGGGAAGUUCAACAUGAUCCCCACACUCAUCAACCUGGUGGCAGCCUUCACGUCGGUGGGAGUGGGAACCGUGUUGUGUGACAUCAUUCUGCUGAACUUCCUGAAAGGAGCGGAGCAGUACAAGGCCAAGAAAUUUGAAGAGGUGUCGGACAGCCCGCAGGAGUCCCGGAGCAAUGGGCUCUACCGCUCGCAGCUGUCCCUCAGACAGAGUGAGACCAUCAUGAGGUCCAGUGACUCGGGGGCCUUUUCUAUUGAACAGUACUGCUAGACGGACGGAGCAGUGGAAUGGGGAAGAUUUGGGUUGGGUUUCUCUCAAAAUGGAAAUGUUUUUAGGUUUCAUCAAUUUUUCUAGAUAAAAAAAAUGGAAUUUUCAACGACAAAGGACCUUUAAUUGUUGCUUCUCUUUAAAAGUUAUUCUCAAAUGUUUGAAAUGAUAAAUACGAGGGAAAAAAAACGUGUCUUGCAUGGUGACACUUUGGGCAUGUGGCGUUGGAUCAGGACUUUCUGAGUUUAUGUUUGUUUAUGUUUAAAAGAGCGUGACAUCGUAACAUUCGGAGCAUCGAUGUAGCAUCAAACCACUAUCACCUGAGUCGUGUCUACCUGAGCAGAGAAUGAGGUCUGCCCCUCAGAGCGUCAUGGCACCACGUGCUCGUGUACUUCGUACUUUUAGCGCUGUUAGCAUCGCUGGCUACGGGCCAUCGGCUCCAGCGCUGCCGUUCCGGCGGAUGAGAGAGGCAAUCCAAAUGCUCCUGAUGUUAUAUCUUUAUUUCUGUUUGUUUUGCAACGUGCAUUGAAACUAUACUGUAAAGCACCACAGCUUCAUUAUGAAGCGUGAGAAUAAAACAGGAAUAAAGCAGACAGCAGGCAUGACUUCA
This is a messenger RNA of Gasterosteus aculeatus aculeatus (three-spined stickleback), 2384 nucleotides long. RefSeq names its product purinergic receptor P2X, ligand-gated ion channel, 3b (gene p2rx3b). NCBI's taxonomy places the organism in Eukaryota, Metazoa, Chordata, Actinopteri, Perciformes, Gasterosteidae. The record is from RefSeq and is a predicted model, not a curated record. Gene Ontology annotation, biological process: calcium ion transmembrane transport; response to ATP. Gene Ontology annotation, molecular function: purinergic nucleotide receptor activity; ATP binding; extracellularly ATP-gated monoatomic cation channel activity. Gene Ontology annotation, cellular component: plasma membrane.